AUGCAAAACAUAAACGAUGAAAAUUGUAAUAUUGAAGUUGAAGCUAUGCAGAAAAAAGUUUUUACUUUGCUAACAAAUAUAUCUGAACAAGUAAGAGAAUCUUCAAAUGUAAAGGCUUUACAAGAUUGUUGCAGCUAUUUAAAAAAGGCUUCUUUAAUAUUAAAUGUUGAAGCUAAUAAUGUGUCGCUGUCGCUACCCAAUACUGUUAAAUCUGAACCUACAAACAAGAAAAUUGAGAAGCAAUUGCAAUUUUUCUUUACAAAGAAGAAACAAAAACUUAAAAAACUUUUGUCAAAAAGCCUAAAUAUGGAUGAAAAACAAUUCGAAGAGGGAAAAUCCGAUAAAGAGAUCCUGGAUAAUCUUCUUAAAGCAACACGUUAUGACAAGAGACUCUUGCCGCCCGUGAGAGGUAAGUUCAAAAAGAAAAAGCGAUUGUUAGUGGUGCUUGGUAGAGUGUUAGAUUUUAUAGGUGACAUGAAAAGGACUCUUUCGGUGUUGCUCUUAUGUGUUUCGAUUAGAAUAGGUGGAGAAAGCAAAAAAUAUGGAAUCGUGGCGAGAACGAGUGUUUGA
Messenger RNA from Diabrotica balteata, 570 nucleotides. Lineage: Eukaryota; Metazoa; Arthropoda; Insecta; Coleoptera; Chrysomelidae. The record is from the annotation of a GenBank genome assembly.